Pimephales promelas (fathead minnow) is the source of this 1885-nucleotide messenger RNA. It is a transcript of the gene iftap, whose product is annotated as intraflagellar transport associated protein. Gene Ontology annotation, biological process: acrosome reaction; spermatogenesis. Gene Ontology annotation, molecular function: intraciliary transport particle A binding. The record is from RefSeq and is a predicted model, not a curated record. Lineage: Eukaryota; Metazoa; Chordata; Actinopteri; Cypriniformes; Leuciscidae. Gene Ontology annotation, cellular component: 9+0 non-motile cilium; cytosol.
AAAUGGUUUAGUGACAGUGGCAGAGGUUCUGUGUUUGUGAAGGUUGACUGGCUCAUCUUGAGGUUAACUGCCUGUAACUGCUGCUAACAACAGUUCAGUUGAUGAUAAUUCACUUGGCAGUUUGCCAAUCAGCUGAGUUGCGGGGCUGUGCUCGUUUGCGCGAGCCCUCGUGCAGUUGCGUGUUUGUUUUGGAGGCCGAGAAAUGUGUGUGUGUGUGUGCCAGAGUGCAAAAACAAAGACCCGUAACCACGAGUGCCUGGAAGAACAGAGAAAAACACAAACAGCGGAGCACCUGUGUCUGAAGAGCAGGGCCAUGAAGAGAAGGCUGAGCGACUCCCCUGAGGCGCAACACACACGUUUGACAGGAUGCCAGGGUUAGUUAAUGGCUCAGUUGUGGACAACCAUGACCAAGCCAUGACUGAAGCUCUGGAGCAGUUCUGCAACUCCCCGGAGCAAACGUAUGAGCAGUUCCUGUCCACCUUCACACACCUGACCCCAGAGAACGUGAGGGAUACGCAUUUGACUGCUCCUAGAGGACACGGAGACAGAGAGAUGGACAACAGCCGAGAGCGACAAAGAGAGGAUAGAGUGACAGAGAUGGAGGAGAGCGUAUACCGAAGGAUGGGACAGGCGAAUCGCUGCUCACCGACUGCUGAUCAGGAAGAGGUGCUGUUGGAUGGCGGUUGUGUUGGAGGAAGACUGGGCGGCCCAUCGAGCUCUGCUCCAGACAGACCUGUGAAGUUUGAUAAUUAUCUGGGAGAUUCGGAGGAUGAAGAGCAGAAUUUUGACGCUACAGGUACAUGUGCACUACCAGGUGAGAUUGAAGAAGAUCUGAUAGCUGUCUCCUCUUCAUCGCUCUGUCACCACACACUGCUGGAGAUCUCCUCGACUUUCACAGACCAGAGGACACACGCUCCAAGUGCCGCUGAAAAUCAGGAUGAAAGUGAGGAGGUUGUUCCUUUCCAUCUGGAUGAGGACUUUGAUUACGAUAACGUUGUGCUGUCUCACAAAUACGUGAUCCAGGAACAGAACGGCUGAAAUUCUUCUAACAGCUCUGAUUUUGCGUAAAGUCCUUGUUGAGGCGAUCAGAAAUGUUUUCAUUUCGCCAAAGAACUAGAAGGAAGAUGGAUCAGCUGUUGCGGUAUCCUCAGUAAACUAUUAUAUCGGCUGCAAUUAUAUGUCCAGUACCAACUUGAAACUAUGAAACAGGCCAUUUUUUCUUCCAUAAAGUGACUACAUUGCUCUGAUGAAUCCUUCAUAAAACCAGGAGUAUGUUUUUAAAAAGUAAAUAGUGCAUUUUGACUUUAAAAGCACUUACCAGACCAUUAACAGACCAUAUGAUGUGUAUUUAUUGUAUAGUCAUUAUGAUUAUUAUUGUUAUUAUUUUAAACUAGCUAGGCUCAGACGCUUUCCUUUUCUGACUCAGCUCAAAUUAGGCGACCUGUGGUGUAACACUUUUUCUGAUGUACUUGGAAAAGUAAUUAAUUGCUCGUUCUUUCUAACUGCGUUUUAUUCACUUGAACAAAACACUCAGGGACUUUCUUUAUUUUCUCCGUACAAAUAACGUGAAUGAAAGCCCACACGUCUGUGAAAAGAAUCUGUUCCCCUUUUUUUCCUGACUUGAUCGUUUAUUUAGACAUUUCAGACAAUGUCCGUACGUACUGUAAAAUAAUUGUCCUGCUGUUUCCCAGCAUGUUUCCUCAUUUUCACAACCUCACCUUCAUUUCCCCUACGUUCAAAUUUCUUUGCACUCUGUUACCCAAUGUAUCUAAAGGAACAAAACAAUAGUACCCUUCAACACUUGUUCAAGGUGUACUCACUUUUGUUGCCUGCAUGCUGCUAUACAAGCAGCACAAUGACUAAAAUAUAUCCAGUUUCAUUUCUA